CCCACCCUUUACGCGGCUCGUAGCUGUUUGUUCACGGCCGGGUGUGAAGUCAGGGUCUGGCGGUUCCUGGGGACGCCCCGUCCCAGAUGUAACCCUCGCCGGGCUCCCUACAACCGUCCCGGAGCCUUGGCCUGCUUCGGUUUGCCUCUCAGGCCCAGUGGGCGGGAAACAUGGCCUCGUUCCAUCUGGAUCAUCUAAAAAAUUAUCACAGAAGAUUUUGCCGGCCUUCCAGAGCACCCAACAUUCAUAAAAAGCAAUGCCAGAACGUGUUGGAAAUCGUACAAGACUGUUUUGAAGAACAAAAUUCUACAGAAACAUUGCUUCAUUCAACACCUAAAAAGAAAGACAUUCAUAGUCAGUCAUCAGGCAAAGAGGCAUCACAUUCAAAAUCAGUUCCGGUUUCUUCAAGGUGGAAAGAAGCUUCGCUGCAAGUUUCUGCAGAACCCAGUGAAGCUGCUGGUGGAUCAGUGCAGGCUAAUGGAGUUCAUCACACAAUUCUACCUACUGAUGUUGUUUCUAAAAGUACACCGGACUCAAACAAAGUGUCAAGUGAAAAAACAAAUGGUCGCCACAGUGCUCCUGAUGAUGACUUUUACUUAUCUGUUGGCCCCCUUGAGGUUCUCUCGGAUGCAAGAACAUCUGUGUUGCAGAAUGUUACUUCAUCAGUUGGCCAAAAGAGAGCGAAUUCUGUCUUAAAUUCAGUAGAUAUGCAGUCUUCAAAUACAGGCGUUUCUGUUAAAAUCAGGAAAAGGCUAACCUUUGACGAUAAAGUUGUUUUGGACAAAGCAGAAAUAGAGAACGAUGUGGCAAAAGUAGAGGAUAAAAUAUCAGAAGGCCAAGAAGGGACAUCAUCAGAAAUAUCUCAGAAAAGAGACUCUUUGAACUAUGAAACUCAACCACAAUCUAAGAAGAGUUUUUCUAAGUUGUAUUUAGAAACUGUCAAGAGGAAGAGUGAAUCCAGUUUCAUUGUUAGGCAUGCAUCAGCAGUUCCACCUCUCUCAUUUCCUCCAAGUGACAUGAAAUUAUUAGAAGAUGAAUUCAUUAUUGAUGAGACAGAAAGAAGUUUUCAAAGUAAACCUUGGGUGAUGAUACCAAGGAAAGGCAGACAUCUGAAAAGCCAAGUGCAGUCUCCUGAAAACAUGUCAACUCCUCAAAAUAAGAAGUCAAGCGAGAAACCUCAUAGCAUGUCAGCUGAGACUUUGAUAAAUGACACACAGUCUCAUAAGGCUCCCCCAGUGGAGAAAUGUCAGCUUUCUGUUGAAGAAAGCCUGGGAACUAGUUGUUCAAAUGAGUUGGAAAAUGAUCGUAGGUCUACAGAAAAGAAAAUGCAUUCUGAGAAUGCCAAAAAAACAUCUCGAAGGAAAAGGACUAUAAAACAGAAGCAGAGAAGAGUAUCUACAUCUACGGUAGUUGAAGAGCAGCUUAAUAUGGGACAAGGUAUAAAUGAAAGUAGGAAUAUGUCAAAUAUUGGCCAAGAAAAGUUACAAGGAAAUUCAAAAAGAAAUAUGGAAGCCUGUGAAGAGGUGAGGAAUGAGCCUAUUCCCAAGAAACAUGUGCCACCUGACGAAAACAAAAGAAAGAAUUACACCCAAGAAGAUAAGGAAAAAUCUGGAAAGAAAUCUUUUUCUCAUGGGUCUAAGAACAAAUUUAUGCCUAAAGAAGUGACUUUGACUGUCAGGAGAAGUUGUAGACUUUCUCAGCAUCCACGUGACUGGUGGGUGGUAGAACAAGAAGAAGGUCCUGCUAAUAGAAAUUCAAGAGAAAAUGAAUCGCCAGUGGUAUAUCACAAUAGAGAAAAACGAACAAAGAAAAAUCACUUAUCUAAAAAUACUGGGAAAAAACCUGUUCCAUCAAAAAGACAGAAGACAGAGAGCAACUCAAGAAUACAGAAGUCUGUAAAUGUUAAGAGCUCUGGAAGACCAGUUAGUGAAAUUUCUACUUCUCAGAGUGAGCCACUAGAAAACAACAGGACAUACCCAACUCAGAAGACUAUUGAUAUUUCUGGACCUACAGGAGGCUCUAAGUAUUACAGAACAUCACAGAACGUUCAUUUAAAGUCUCAUACUGGGGAAUAUACAAGCAAGACACUAAUGGAGUCUAAUUUGGACUCAGAAGAGCCUAAAAAUUCAAUUUGGGAAGAAAGUGGACCUUCCAGGUUCAAGAAUUAUGUAAUGUCUGUAAGCAAUAAUUCUGAAAAAAGUGAUGAAAAGGACCAGGAGAGGUUGGAUGACCUGUCCAUUGCAGAAGAUUUGAGAAUCAAGAAUUCUAAUGUGUCAUCAAAUGGGAAUAUACAUCACAAAUUAGUAUUGCCCUCCAACUCACCAAGUGUUCGUAGAACAAAGAGGAUACGUUUUAAACCUUUGGAAUAUUGGCGUGGAGAGCGGAUAGAUUAUCAAGAAAGCUCAGCAGGUGGAUUUGUGCUUGGAAUCAUAUCCCCAACUCCAGUAGCAGACAAAAUAAGGGCAAAAAGAAACCUGAACAAAGUCAACAAAAAAGUUAACAGAAAACGGAUUCGUUCUGAUAAUCAUAAAAAGACUAGGUUAGUGUUGAAUCUGGAUAUACCUCUAGGAGAUCCUUUUCAGACAACAUUGGCAAAGGACCCAGAAACAAGAGAGAUUGUCCCCAUGGAUCUUAUAAGACCACGAGAUACAUACCAAUUUUUUGUUGAGCAACAUGGCCUGAAAGUUUUUAAAACAUUGGAUACAGCAUUUUUUUCUACUGGAAAAUUGGUUUUAGGACCCCAUGAAGAAAAAGGAAAACAACAUGUUGGCCAAGAUAUAUUGAUUUUUUAUGUUGACUUUGGUGACCUUUUAUGUACCUUACAUGAAACACCUUAUAUGAUAACUACUGGAGAUUCAUUCUAUAUUCCUCCAGGUAAUCAUUACAACAUUAAAAACCUCUUGAAUGUGGAAAGUUCUCUUCUUUUUACACAGAUAAAGAGGUGAAAUACAUACGUAUGUG
Messenger RNA from Psammomys obesus (fat sand rat), 2961 nucleotides. It is a transcript of the gene Cenpc, whose product is annotated as centromere protein C. Gene Ontology annotation, biological process: attachment of mitotic spindle microtubules to kinetochore; kinetochore assembly; spindle attachment to meiosis I kinetochore. Gene Ontology annotation, molecular function: centromeric DNA binding. The record is from RefSeq and is a predicted model, not a curated record. The coding region runs from base 171 to 2945 and encodes 924 amino acids. The transcript has 20 exons. NCBI's taxonomy places the organism in Eukaryota, Metazoa, Chordata, Mammalia, Rodentia, Muridae. Gene Ontology annotation, cellular component: kinetochore.